Priapulus caudatus is the source of this 867-nucleotide messenger RNA. RefSeq names its product echinoderm microtubule-associated protein-like 3. NCBI's taxonomy places the organism in Eukaryota, Metazoa, Priapulida, Priapulimorpha, Priapulimorphida, Priapulidae. Bases 1 to 867 code for a protein of 288 amino acids. The transcript is spliced from 8 exons. Gene Ontology annotation, biological process: microtubule cytoskeleton organization. Gene Ontology annotation, cellular component: mitotic spindle. Gene Ontology annotation, molecular function: microtubule binding. The record is from RefSeq and is a predicted model, not a curated record.
AUGAUGUGCUGUCUGCUGCCUGUACAACUGCCUGAUGGAACCAUUGUGUCUGGUGGGGGCAAAGACAAAGCCAUUCAUUCCUGGAGUCCGCAUUAUUACAGCAAACUCAUCUCAAAUGAUUUGCCUGCGAUGUUAGGCGGUGUGAAGACAGUAACACAGGGUAGAGGAAACCGGCUCCUGGUUGGGACAACAUUAAAUUACAUCCUGCAAGGAACCCUUGACUCAUACUUCAAUGUGGUCAUACAGAAGGGCCAUGCAGAUGAGGUGUGGUGCCUGACCACUCAUCCAAGCCAUCAUCAGUUUAUCUCGGUUGCUGAUGACCACAACGUCUUUCUGUGGGAUUACUCUAACACACAAAAUAUGGAAGCAAAGAGCUCGAGGAUGGUGCUCACGCUGCCUGCUUUCAUCCAAGUGGGUCACACGGCAGGUAUAGAGCACAUGGACUGGUCAGCUGACAGCCAGUUUCUUCUCAGCACAUCUGCUGACUUUGAAAUGAACUACUGGAGUGCAGCAGUUUGCAAGCAGGUGAACAACCCAGGCUCGAUGAGGGAUGUAACAUGGGCCACACAGAACUGCACUCUGGGCUUCAAUGUGGCUGGAAUAUGGCCAGAAGGAUCAGAGGGUACAGACAUCAACUGCUGUAGCAAGGCCUACAACAGACCUUUAUUGGCAGCAGGAGAUGACUGGGGUAAAGUGAAGCUCUACUCUUAUCCGACUGACAAACCGAAGUCUGGAUGUCAGACAUACUCAGGUCACAGUGGUGGCAUCAUGGGAGUUCAGUUCCUGUACAACGAUGCUCGCCUGCUCACCACUGGUGGACGUGACAUGGCCAUCAUGCAGUGGGAAGUUUGCUUGAGUCAUUUCUAG